AGGUUUGCGCAUACGCCAUGAUUAUUACCACUUCGCACCUUGCCUCGACGGUAUGGUAGCCUUGUGGCUACUGACCUUCCCGAAUCUUUGAUUUGAACUCCUUGUAUUUCUCUUCCUCUCUCGUGUUUCGUCUCUCAUGAUAGCGCAUCGCUCAUACGCCACAGCACGAGCAUCUAACAUGCCACGCCAGAAACUCGCGCCAUACCGGAACUUUCUCCUGCUGUCCUGAUCUCGAGUCCAGACCGUCGUCGCGUCUAUCUUUUCUUGUUCAAGUAGCCAUCGAGGCCUCCUCCCUCAGCCCUCACGCCUCAUACUCUGUCCCAGGAGCCAGAAAGUCCAGCUGAAAUCAACGCCAAUUGAGCUUCCUACCUCUCAUCCUUACACCCGCCCGAUCUGACCUCUGAAGCUGCCUGGCUCCAAGGUUACCGAAACAGCAUGAAGCCCUCAACGCCCCGAAGGUCUCGACGCCAAAACCAGCCCGCCACGCGAGCAGGAAAUACUGUGCCUGUCUCUGACUACGAAUCUGAUGGCCCUUCUCACCGAGGUCCCAAUGCCCAAUUCAGCCAGUCCACCGUCACGGUCACUGCCACCGCUACUGUCACUGCAGGCUAUCAUGGUGCGCAGCCGGCACAAGGGGGCACUCGUACUAUCGGGGACAUGAAUCUUAGCGUCAUCAAGCGCUAUGUGCCCACCGUCCAAUCCUAUAUAUCCAUGGCCCACCACGUGCUCGUCUUUCAGUGGGACCACGAGAAGGAGGACUGGGGCGAAGAGCUCUUCAAGGGGCCACUCUUCAUUUGCAACCAGCUCCCUGAUAUGACUACCGGCGCCCCCCUCCCACGCGCCUGCAUUUUCCUCAUCAACAGAAACUCGCCCGAGAAUUUCACCCUCGACCUAGCUACCGUCUUGGACUGCCAGCAGAACGACAGCCAGAAGGACUUCCUCGAGAUCUAUGCAGCUACUCCAUCGACAGAUGCCGUCCACUGGGGUUUACUCAUAAGGGAAUCGGAGAGCUUGGAUGACACCUGGGCUGCCCUGCAAGACCGGUGGCGAGCUGUACAGACAAUUCCUGUCUGA
Messenger RNA from Cryphonectria parasitica EP155, 1074 nucleotides. RefSeq lists its product as uncharacterized. The transcript has 2 exons. Gene Ontology annotation, molecular function: enzyme activator activity; mRNA binding. Gene Ontology annotation, biological process: deadenylation-dependent decapping of nuclear-transcribed mRNA; deadenylation-independent decapping of nuclear-transcribed mRNA; positive regulation of catalytic activity. The record is from RefSeq and is a predicted model, not a curated record. NCBI's taxonomy places the organism in Eukaryota, Fungi, Ascomycota, Sordariomycetes, Diaporthales, Cryphonectriaceae. The coding region runs from base 436 to 1074 and encodes 212 amino acids. Gene Ontology annotation, cellular component: P-body.